AAAUAUAUAUUUGGUCUGAAGCAGAUACAUUAGUGCCGCUGGAAACUUCAGCAGUGUUAGAAUCUACGGAAUUAAGAGCUCAUGGCGCGGAUGGUGAGCCCGUACUGGACGCUGCUGGCUGUCAGCGCCUGCCUCGUGCUGAUGGUCCAAGCCGGCUGCGGGAAAGACUGCGCGCUCUGUCUGCUCCGCCUGCAGGGUCUACAGCCAGGUGUCAGCACGCUGACCUGUGCGAAAGAAUGCGGGGGUCUGACCAUGACAGAGUCUCUGGACCUCUGCAAAGAAACUCUGCAGGGGAAAACGGCCGAUUCUGCAACGGAGGAAGACCGCGCGGCAGCGGACGGCGAGAGCCAGGACGGGAACGAGCAGGAGCGCGCACGGCGCUACGGGGGGUUCAUGAAACGGUACGGCGGCUUCAUGAAGAAAUCUGGCGGGGUGAACACGGAACCGGAGGACGCGGACGACGGCGGAGAGAUCCCGGGGAAGAGAUACGGCGGAUUCAUGAAGAAAGGUGCAGACCGCGGAGAGGACCGCCUCAACAUGGUGAGAGAGCUGCUUACCGCAGGUGUCAGUGAGGGAGACGGGCGGUCAGCCGAAGACGGGGAGAUUCUGAAGAGGUACGGGGGCUUCAUGAGGGCGGUCAGACGCACACCUGACCUGGAUGAUGACAUCAAAGAGCUACAGAAGCGAUACGGAGGGUUCAUGCGGCGGGUGGGCAGGCCCGACUGGGAAGAAACCCAGAAAAAGUACGGCGGUUUCCUCAAGAGGUCCCGGUGGGCGGACGAAGAAACCCUCUCGCCGCUUAUGGAGAAGAGAUACGGAGGAUUUAUGGAUUAAUUUUUCAAAUCAUAAGACGCUGUCACAAAUCAUUCCUCUUGUUCUGCUGUGUGGCGUGUAUUGUACAGUGUUUUUUUACAGUCUAGAUAAUUGUAAGUUUGUUCCGUACACGUAUUCCUUGUCUGAAAGCACACUAGAAUGUUUCUUUUCUCAAACAUACUUGCCAUCUGUGUUCAUUUUAGUUAUCACUACCAAAUCCACGUUUUUGCGUUUCGCAGAGUACCACCCUUUACUUGCCAAAGGACAGGGUCACUGGGUCUUUUUAAAGACUCACACAAACAUACAGAAACUUAGAACCUUUCACCCCAACUCAC
Megalops cyprinoides (Indo-Pacific tarpon) is the source of this 1148-nucleotide messenger RNA. RefSeq names its product proenkephalin-A-like. Lineage: Eukaryota; Metazoa; Chordata; Actinopteri; Elopiformes; Megalopidae. Bases 82 to 834 code for a protein of 250 amino acids. Gene Ontology annotation, biological process: neuropeptide signaling pathway; sensory perception; chemical synaptic transmission. The record is from RefSeq and is a predicted model, not a curated record. Gene Ontology annotation, cellular component: axon terminus; dendrite; neuronal cell body. Gene Ontology annotation, molecular function: opioid receptor binding. The transcript has 3 exons.